This is a messenger RNA of Anneissia japonica, 2821 nucleotides long. RefSeq lists its product as uncharacterized. Gene Ontology annotation, cellular component: nucleus. NCBI's taxonomy places the organism in Eukaryota, Metazoa, Echinodermata, Crinoidea, Comatulida, Comatulidae. The transcript has 6 exons. The record is from RefSeq and is a predicted model, not a curated record. The coding region runs from base 5 to 2218 and encodes 737 amino acids. Gene Ontology annotation, biological process: regulation of DNA-templated transcription; double-strand break repair via homologous recombination.
ACAGAUGUACCUGACUCCAAAUCAGCUUGAGAUUCUAGAAGAUCAUAGAAGAAGUUUAAUGGAUAAAAGGCAUGCUGACAUGCAGACUGAAAUCCAAAGGGUCAUAGGUCAAGAGAAUGGAUCAAAUCGUACGGUGACACCACUGAUGAAGGUCAGACUUGUCGACUACAACCUAUGUGAACGUAGCUUAGCAAGCAGUGUCCUGCUCACCGUGUGGCGGCCAGCAGAAGAAGUUGUCGGUCUUUUGAGGGAAGGUCAGAGGUUGAAGAUCUUCAAUGUCAAUGCAUCUGCUGGGUGGUGUAGGGACGGUGUGAAUAGGGUCCAGCUAGCCUCAAGUAGAUGCAGUCGCUACAAGCAGCUUCCUACGAGCCCAGGUGUUCUUGAUGUUCUGUACCCUCCACGUGAAGUUUCCAACUUUGCUGAAACAUUUAGAGAACAUUUUCAGCCAGACUACCAGGAGAUGGACAUUGUGGGAUUAGUGAUGUAUGCAACACCUUAUAGCAGCAGCAGAAAUAGUUCUCGACCUCAGACAGUCUACCUUUCUGAUUCAGAUGUCAAUGUUUUUGCGCUCAAGUUUUGGGGAGGAAUGAAGGCAUAUUUUGUUGAAGAGAUUAUGGGGCCUGGAAGCUUUAUAUGUGUUAGUAACCUACAGUGGAGAGGUCAUGAUAAGAGGUCAAAGAUUGCCUGUGGACAUGUUAAUGAAAUGACUAUUAUCACCCAGAACCCAAAGAUGAAGCACCUGAAGACAGCUCUGCAGCACUUACAGGAUCAAAUUAAGGACCCAAAAUCAUUUAUCAUUGCCAAUGGAUGUGUUAUUGAAGACCUAUCAUCCUCUGUUCAUCAACCUCAGACACCAGUGACACCAUACAUCCAGCCUUCAUUACCACCGCCCCCACCACUAAGCACUCCAAGACCUCAGGGAACAAGAAGAGUUGGUCAGACACUCAAGGUCACACCAUCGCCUGGUUCUUUUCAGAUAACACAAGGUGGCAGAACCUCCGCUCAACGAGGACAUGCCUUUCAAGUGACAACACCUGUUGUACCAAGAAAUAAACUUACAACUCCAAAGAGUCAAGACUUUCGAUCUCACUAUUCCAAGCGACUGUACUCAAAAGGUACUGACAGGCAAGCUCUCUCCAGCUCCAAUGAUCAGAAAACUAGUCAAGAUAAUCAGGAAGUAUGUGGGCAAGUGGAGACACCGAGGGGUCAACAUCAAUGGCAAAUUAAAUCAUCCAGAAUUCCAUUGGUAUCAACACCUGCCAAUACAGGAGUAACUUUUCCAUUGUUCACCAAAAAAACAUUGAUUACUCCAAAAAGCCAAAACUUCAGCUCUUAUUAUAAAAGCAAUGCCUUGACAACUACAAAAAGCUGUAUAUAUGAUAACCAGACAACUCCUUCUUUUAGAGGUCAUUUGACAUCAACACCACUCAGUGCCAAAAAAGAGAAGCAGUUGCUGAUGAAUAGCAUACGGUUUGAAACAUUGUCCAGAAUACCAUCACCACCUCCACUUGAGCCGCUGAUAAACUUACAGUCUGGAGUUCUUGCGCAGGGUUACAAGAUGCCUCUUGAUGUCUUAGAGACUUCUAAGUGCAACAUAAUUCACCAAGUAGAAUCUAUUGACAUUGAUGAUCUAGAACUCCAAGCAUUAGAUGCUGGUUUCAGCAACAGAACACUUGCUUUAGACGACUCAGGUGACUUUGAUUUCUCAGAAACUUCCCCGAAGCAAAAAUAUUGUCAAAAGGAAGAACAAAUUAAUGGUGGUGAUAAAACAAAUUUGUCUCCAAAGCAGCUUGAAAAUACAUCCGGUUUAUCACAGAUCUCUGACAUUCCUACACAGGUGUUGAGAGAUCUGGACCUUUCUGGUUUAGAAGAAAUUGCCAGCAGUGCCUCAUCAAUGACAGUAGUAAAUGAUGCUCAACAAGACACAGUCCACCAGAUACCUGCAAUAACUGAAUUGUCAGAGACAGUGGAAGGAGAAAUUGAUGUUAUUCAAAUGAAUUCAAAUGAUACUUUAUCCCAGAGAGAUGGCAUAUCAUGUAGUCGAAAACGAAAACGCGAGAGCAAACGAGGCAUGUACAACGAAUGCUUUGAGUUGUCUCAAGAAGUUGCAUCCUUAGAGCCAAAAGACUCGGUUUCCUUAUUACAUUUGAAUGCCGAGUUCCAAGGCUGCUCCAGACGCGUUACAAGGUCCAUCUCUAAGAAAGUCUUAGAAAAGUGAAAUAAGCAAGUGUGGAAGAAACAUAUUUGAGAAACUGAAAUUACGUGUUCCGGCUAAUGUUAUAAUUGUUUUCUUUAGCUGAAAAUUACUUCGGAAUUCGCAAUUUGCUAGUAUCGCAUAACUAAAUUGAUCUAAAAAUUCUAAUGGCUUAGAAAGGGCAGCCACAUUUUUUAGACAAGAAACUUGUUUUCUGGGUCUAAAGUGACUUUUAAGAUCAGUCAACACAAUCUUUAUUUUGAGCUCAUUAAUCCAUGUACAUGUAGAAAUGUAAACAUUCUGAGUUAUUAAACCUUGAUUGGUUAUAUUGCAUCAUGUACUUGCCUCUUAUCUAAAUUCAACAGUUGUCUUUUGAACUGAAAUUUAAGGUCAGUACAUGAAACAUUGACUUUGAAUUAUUUUUUCAGUACAUUCUUGUUUUUCAACUAUGCUUACAUGCUUUUAUUACAAUACAUGCAUGUUCUAUGAAUGGUUCGCAUGAUCACACCUACUGUAUAUUUUGAAAACAUUCCGAUUCCAAAUGUGUUAGUCCUUUUAUUUUGCUCUAUUCACUCUAAAUGCUUGCAUUUUUCUUACAUUAAAGACGUUUUACCAGAUUUACAAGAA